This is a messenger RNA of Dentiscutata erythropus, 1692 nucleotides long. The record is from the annotation of a GenBank genome assembly. Lineage: Eukaryota; Fungi; Glomeromycota; Glomeromycetes; Diversisporales; Gigasporaceae.
AUGUCAGAUGAACCAGUUUAUGUUCCAAAAUACGAACCAGGUCAAUUUGACGACGCAUGUGAGGAUACUUCUGAACAGUGUACAUUAAACAAACAGGGGCAAAAAAAUGACUUAGAAAGUGAUAUUACGGUAUUAAAUGAUUUAGAAAAUGAUUUCUCGUUUGAAGAGGAAGAGGAAGAAGAUUAUUUUGAUGAAUUAAAUGAUAACGAGGAAUGGGAAAAUCCAAGUGGAGAUUUCACUAAACAGUAUAAUCGUCUAAGGCAACAACUACAGUCCAAUAUCAUAUCUGGGUCAACUACACAAAAAAUUACUAUUGCAGCACCUGUGAAAAAUAAAAAUAUAAGUGGAUCAAUGCUAAAGCAUGAUGACACCAAAAAAAAUGGGACAAAUAUUAAAUCUCAUGAUUAUAUGAGGUCUUUGAGCAAAUAUGCCAAUAGGAUUAAUCUUGAGGAAAUUUCUUCAAGCCAUCUAUCGACAUCAGUUGUUAAUGAUAUUAAGAUGAGCGACAAAAAAGCUCAAAGUAUUAGACAUAAAUACAGUGAUAAAUCUGAUCGUGCAACAACAGAACAAGUUUUAGAUCCGCGCACAAGAAUAAUUCUUUUUAAAAUGAUCAAUCGUAAUAUUAUUUAUGAGAUAAAUGGUUGUGUCAGUACUGGGAAAGAGGCUAAUGUAUAUCAUGCAACUACAGAAAGUGGGGAUCAUAGAGCCAUAAAGGUUUACAAAACCUCGAUUCUUAUUUUUAAAGAUCGAGAUCGUUACGUUACGGGUGAAUUCCGGUUUAGACAUGGAUAUAGUAAACACAAUCCUCGUAAGAUGGUCAAAUUAUGGGCGGAAAAAGAAAUGAGAAAUUUGAAAAGAUUGUGGCAAGCGGGAAUACCUUGUCCCGAGCCUCUUGUUUUGAGAUUACAUGUUUUGGUUAUGGGCUUUUUAGGUGAUAAGAAUGGAUGGGCGUAUCCUAUAUUGAAGGAUGCUGUUAUUAGCUCUGAUAAAUAUCCGGAACUGUAUUAUCAGCUUGUCAAGAAUAUGCGAACUAUGUAUCAUAAAUGUCGCCUUGUCCAUGCUGAUCUUAGUGAAUACAAUCUUUUAUAUAAUGCACGAACACUAUAUAUCAUUGAUGUAUCACAAUCAGUAGAGCAUGACCAUCCUCAUGCCCUUGAAUUUUUGAGAAAGGAUUGUACAAAUGUUACAGAUUAUUUUAAGAAAAAAGGUGUAAGAGUAAUGAGUGUCAAGGAAUUAUUUGAUUUUAUUACCGACAUUAACAUUGGCAUAGAAGAUGAAAAAGUUGAAGCAGAAUUAGAAAAAAUUCAGGAGAGGUUAACUUUACAACAAUCAAAUGAAGCACUAACUGAUGAGCAACAAGAACAGCUGCAGAAAGAUAUUGUUGAUGAAGAAGUUUUUAAACGAUCUUUUAUUCCAAGAAAAUUAGAUGAUGUUAUAGAUGUCGAAAGAGAUGUAAUGAAAGUAGCUCAAGGUGAAGGCGAGAAUUUGAUUUAUCGAAAGCUCACUGGGCUUUCUAUUGAUGACAAAAAACAACAAUCUGGUGAUCAUAAUAAUAUAGAAGACGAAAGUCAGACUGCCAUUGAACGAAAGAAAAUAGCUAAAGAAGAGGCAAGAGAGAAACGUAAACAUAAAAUACCUAAAGCAGUUAAAAAACGGAAAAUUAAGACGACUUCAGGGAAGAAAGCAAAAUAA